UACCCUAUUCUCUACUCUCUACUCCCUCUUGGCAGAUACACUUGACGCUACUCCCCUUCUUCUUCUUCUCUGAUCCACGUUAUUGUUACUCUUCUUCCCAUAACACAUUAGGGUUUCAUCCAAUCAUGAACUGUGAAGUUUUUCAGCUCAACGAACUCGUAAUUGAGAAAGUUGAGAAACACGAAGUUUUGCGAUGUAUAUUGCACAUGAUCAUGUUUCAUCGGACUUAUGGUCCUGUGCGUCCAAAAGAUGCAAACAUGGAACUCUGUGAUAUUACCUAUGUUUAAUGUGGAUAGUUUGAGGUUGAGAAGAAUAUAGAAGAGAAAAUUGGGGAGUUUCUUGAUUGGUUGGUGAAACAACCAAUCAAAAAGAGUCAGAUAUGCUUAUCUUUCUAUGAGGUUAAAAACAAGAAAGCAUAUUGGUUCAGUAAUAGGAUUGAGCGUUUGUAUUUUGAGCAUUGGUAUAUUAAUUUGAAUUUGAAACCACAUUCAGUCGAGGCUUGUCAUUCUGAAGUUGCUGAUUACAGAGAGAGAGCAUUGGAGGCUAAUAAUGCUCGAAGGAAAGCACUUGAAGUAUCAGUACGUGAUGUUUUAUUUCAAAUAAUCGAUUUCGUCAACAAAGAGGACGAUCAUGUUCCACCAAUACAAAAUUUUGAGGAUGUUAUUUCGUUUCCAUAUGAAAUUACAAUACCUAGACGAGUUGUGUAUACUUUCUAA
This is a messenger RNA of Lathyrus oleraceus (garden pea), 716 nucleotides long. RefSeq names its product autophagy-related protein 101-like. Gene Ontology annotation, biological process: autophagosome assembly; autophagy. Gene Ontology annotation, cellular component: phagophore assembly site; Atg1/ULK1 kinase complex. The transcript has 6 exons. The record is from RefSeq and is a predicted model, not a curated record. Gene Ontology annotation, molecular function: protein kinase binding. NCBI's taxonomy places the organism in Eukaryota, Viridiplantae, Streptophyta, Magnoliopsida, Fabales, Fabaceae.